AUGGAUGACAUAUUAAAAGAACGCCAAACAUUAAGUGCUCGCCUACAUCUUUCUGAGAACACAACCCUUGUCGAAAAAUAUGGUGCAUGUGGUGAGACAAUAGGUAAAGGUACCUCAGGUGUUGUUCGAGUGGUUCACAAAAUCAACGGUACAGGUGAGCAUUUGUACGCCGUCAAAGAAUUUCGAAAAAAACCACAUGAAACUUCAAAAGAUUAUGUCAAUCGAUUGAUGGCUGAAUACUAUAUUUCAUCCACCAUGCAUCACCCAAAUAUCAUCCAGACCUUUGAUUUACUACCCUUGAGUGAAACAUCACCUAUAUUUUGCCAAGUUAUGGAAUACAGUGGAGGAGGAGACUUGUUUGAUGUGUUGUAUGAUUGUCCUGAUGGUCUUGAAAUAGCUGAGGCCAACUGUUUCUUUAAACAAUUGAUGCAUGGCGUAGAUUAUUUGCAUACCAUUGGUGUUGCUCAUCGUGAUCUGAAGCCAGAAAACUUGUUGUUGACAACGAAUGGAUGUCUCAAGAUAUCUGAUUUUGGAUCUGCUGCUUGUUUUAAAGGUGCCUUGAUGGACAGUGAUGGUGAAGAAGAGGAAGAGGAAGAAGACGCACAAAAGGUUCAUUUGAUCAAAGGAUUAGUGGGGUCUGAGCCUUAUAUUGCACCUGAAGAGUUUGUAAAUCAAGACUAUGAUGCUCGAUUAGUCGAUGUAUGGAGUUGUGGCAUUAUUUAUAUGGCACUAAGAAAAGCGACUCAUUUAUGGCAAAUAGCUAAACCAGGCCAAGAUGAUGGCUAUGAUAAAUACCUUAAAUUUAGACAAUUACUGGACGAAGAACGAGAAAACACAAGAAAAGAAAACUGUCUGCGUAAAGAAAUCGAAAAGAACAUGACAGAAGAACAAAAGACAGCUGAACGCGCCAAACGAGAAGCGACGAUUUUAAAAGCAAGAGAAACGAUUCGCAGAAAGGCAAAAGAAAUUCGGUUUGAUAUGAUGGAUGGUAUUGAUAUUCAAGCCAAAAGAAUCAUUUAUCAAGCGAAUCACUGCUUCUGA
Molecule: messenger RNA, 1041 nt
Organism: Gilbertella persicaria
Lineage: Eukaryota; Fungi; Mucoromycota; Mucoromycetes; Mucorales; Choanephoraceae
Product: kinase-like domain-containing protein
Exons: 3
Coding region: 1-1041 (346 amino acids)
Biological process (GO): intracellular signal transduction; protein phosphorylation; intracellular monoatomic cation homeostasis
Molecular function (GO): protein serine/threonine kinase activity; ATP binding
Source: RefSeq, a predicted model, not a curated record